UAAAGCAGUAACCUGGUGAUAAAGUUAUGAGAAGAUGCUAAUACUGUCAAGACUUGCUCUUUUCUACCACCAACAAGUUAUUACACUUUAUAUUAUACAAGUUGCUCAAGUUUGUGUUGCAGAGGUGGCGAUCUCGGACCUGUCCUGUUCGCUAUGCUCAAUAAGUGACAAGGUGUCUUCGAUUUGGCCAAAUCCAUCACCAUCUAACGUUUAGAUAUGGAUCAGAAUCCAGGUCGGAGUUGGGUCCUCGUUGGGUAAGAUGAUACCUUCAACAAAGAUCCCCUCCUCUCUCUCCCUCGACCUCUCUCCCGCAAACGUCUCAUUUUUGUCUCUUCCCACUCCAUUGCUUCUUCUUGCUUUGCUCUAAUGGCGCCGCCGUCGCCUCCGCUUUGGUGGGUGGGGAUUCUCCUUCUUGUCGAGCUCCUCCUGCUUCCCCGGGGCCUCGCAAAGAACGACGACGAGGCGUGCCUCUCCGACCUCCGGCGGUCCCUGACGGACCCUAGCGGCAGUCUCCGGAACUGGACCCGGGCCAACUUCGCCGCCCCCUGCAACGGCUUCACCUCCUACCUCCACGGCGUCACCUGCAACAACGGGCGGAUCUACAAGCUCUCCCUCGCCGGCCUCGCCCUCGGCGGCGCCAUCUCCCCCUACGUCUCCAACUGCACCAACCUCCAGUCCCUCGACCUCUCCUCCAACCAGCUCGCCGGCCCCAUCCCGCCGGAGCUCUCCGCCCUCCUCAACCUCGCCGUCCUCAACCUCUCCUCCAACCGCCUCAGCGGCCCCAUCCCUCCGCAGCUCGCUCUCUGCGCCUACCUCAACGUCAUCGACCUCCACUCCAACCUUCUCUCCGGCCCCAUCCCCGACCAGCUUGGCCUCCUCGUCCGCCUCUCCACCUUCGACGUCUCCUACAACCGCCUCGAGGGCCCCAUCCCUGUCCUGCUCGCCAACCGGUCGGGCAUCUCGCCGGGGCUGCCGCGGUUCAACGCCAGCUCCUUCAUCGGCAACCGGGACCUUUACGGGUAUCCCCUGCCGCCCAUAAAGGGGAGGGGUCUCUCGGUGCUCGCCAUUGUCGGGAUUGGUCUCGGGAGCGGGCUUCUCAGCUUGGUGCUCAGUUUCACCGCGGUUUGCAUCUGGCUUCGGGUCACGGAGCAGGCAGCCAUGAUGGCCGCUGACGAGGGGAAGAUCUCCCAUCUCAUGCCCGAGUACUGAUUAAUUCGUCUUCUUCGGGCCUCUUCCGCCAUGAAUUCAGCAUCAAAGACCCAUCUUGUAACUCUUCUCAUUCUUCUAGGAGUAAAGUUUGAUCCUUUUUCUCCUCUUCUUCUUUUUCUUCCCUUCUCUUUUGAUUUUGCUUAACCGUUUGAUAGGGAAGAUGUAUACCAAAGUGACCAAGAAACUAAUUCACCACUAUUCUGUUCA
Musa acuminata subsp. malaccensis (wild Malaysian banana) is the source of this 1416-nucleotide messenger RNA. The record is from RefSeq and is a predicted model, not a curated record. NCBI's taxonomy places the organism in Eukaryota, Viridiplantae, Streptophyta, Magnoliopsida, Zingiberales, Musaceae.